Messenger RNA from Pongo pygmaeus (Bornean orangutan), 1542 nucleotides. RefSeq lists its product as uncharacterized. Lineage: Eukaryota; Metazoa; Chordata; Mammalia; Primates; Hominidae. Bases 1 to 1095 code for a protein of 364 amino acids. The transcript has 3 exons. The record is from RefSeq and is a predicted model, not a curated record.
AUGUGUCUGGGGUCUCCACGUCACCCAGAGACUUUCAACAGGGCACCUUUCCAGCAGGUGAGAAAUGGAAUGAUUCCCAUUCCUAAUGUGAGUCUUCCCAAUGGUUCAGCUUCAGCUUCUAGAGUCACUGUCAUCCAGUGUCACGUGAAUAGGGUGAGACGGUGGCCUUUGCUGGGCCAGCCCCAGCCCCUCUGCCCUCCUGCUGCUGUGAGUUGGCUGGCAAUUUACAGCUGCCCCCGUUAUCCCGAGGGGACUCUCGGGGCUGCGGGACCCUCUGGUCUGCGGGACACUCUGGACUGGGGGACACUCUGGACUGGGGGACCCUCUGGGCUGCGGGACCCUCAGGGCUGGGGGACCCUCAGGGCUGCGGGACACUCUGGACUGGGGGACCCUCAGGGCUGCGGGACACUCUGGACUGGGGGACCCUCAGGGCUGCGGGACACUCUGGACUGGGGGACCCUCAGGGCUGCGGGACACUCUGGACUGGGGGACCCUCAGGGCUGCGGGACCCUCUGGGCUGCGGGACCCUCAGGGCUGCGGGACACUCUGGACUUGGGGACCCUCAGGGCUGCGGGACCCUCUGGGCUGGGGGACCCUCAGGGCUGCGGGACCCUCAGGGCUGCGGGACCCUCUGGACUGGGGGACACUCGACUGGGGGACCCUCAGGGCUGUGGGACCCUCUGGACUGGGGGACACUCUGGACUGGGGGACCCUCAGGGCUGUGGGACCCUCUGGACUGCUGACCCCUCACCCACACCCACCCUUUUCUGCCCCAUCUGCCCUCCGCGCAUAACCCGGGGGUACAACAGGCUCGCGAUGUGGCUUCAGUUGUGCUUCUGUGUCCCGGGGGCUUCCAACUGGGUCCUGCAGGAGCUGAGACAAUCUCCCUGCUUAGCUUUCAUCCUCCAGGCGUGUCCUGCUUCUUCCCGAGAGAAGCCUCUAAGAUAUGACUUGUACGGGAAUCAUGCGCUCUCUCCUCUCUCUGUCUCCCAGGCUGGAGUGCAGGCGCGAUCUGGGCUCACUGCAGCCUCCACCCCCUGGCUCAAGCCUCCCACCCCAGCCUCCCAAGUAGCUGGGAUUACAGGCCCUUUAUAGAAAACACUGAGGUUUUCCAAAGAAGGGGUGAUUCUGCUUCAAAAGUGCAACCCUGUCUGAGUUUCCAGCCUGCAAACACCAGAUUCAAAGCUGCUUCAAAACUGCAACCCUGUCUUAGUUUCCAGCCCGCAAACACCAGAUUCAAAGCUGCUUCAGAAUUGCAACCCUGCCUGAGUUUCCAGCCUGCAAACACCAGAUUCAAAGCUGCAGCAUCAACUCCUCCCUGAGUCUUCAGCCUGACAGGCUGCUCUACAGAUUUCAGAUUUGCCAGCCCCUACAAUUCUGUGAAUCAAGUCCUUAAAAUAAACAUUUCUCUCUAUAUUUAUGCAAAUGGAUAAAUGAUGGAUAGCUGUAGAUUUCACUACACAGAUAUAGAUAUAUAGAUCAAGGAGAUCUAUCUCCUAUUGAUUCAAUAAAUCUAUUGGUUUUGUUUCUUUGGAGAGCCCU